Molecule: messenger RNA, 504 nt
Organism: Plasmopara halstedii
Lineage: Eukaryota; Oomycota; Peronosporomycetes; Peronosporales; Peronosporaceae
Exons: 3
Coding region: 1-504 (167 amino acids)
Source: RefSeq, a predicted model, not a curated record
AUGAUCCUCGUCCACUGCAUCCAAUUUUACCCAGAUUUGAUUCAGCGCAGAGAUUUGCUGGGCUUUUCCACGGAUGGCGUCCACAAUCCAAAAAGUAAUCCGGAAAGUGUCAGUUUCCUUACCCGUAAAUCAAAGAGGGUUACCGUGUGUAUCAGAAGAAUUCCGACAACAAAGCGCAGUCAAGUUGAUUUUGGCGCGGCAGGUACCACUGUAAAUGCGUUUAGUUUGGUCAGUGUUUCACAGGCAACACACCGAUCCGGCGUCGCCAAUGCUGCCGUGUACAUCCACAACGUGUACUCACCAGUGGACGAUCAUGACGAUGCUGGUUUGAUAAACCAUCAUUCGGUGGAUCGCUUUGAAGACUAUGCAACACUCAUCGCCCUCGGCGAUAUGAUUACGCCAAUCAACCCCAAUCUUGACUCCUCUAAGCCACAAUUACUUGCUCGCCAAUGGUGCGACGCCUUCAUGAGCCGAUUAGGUCAUCAGAGUGUUGUAGAUGGCUGA